GAGAGUUCUCGACAAUUGAUACUCCGCACCAAUUCGGAAAUGCUAGAGAUUUAGAUAGAAGUGAGGGGCUGACGGCAUUCAAAAGAGUGCGUAAAGCUCCUGCGAUGCAAUGGUACACUCCGCCAUUUAUAAAUUUAGAGAAAAGAAAAUUUAAUAAACCAAAAUUAGAAAGUGAAGAAGCUAAAAUUCAAGAAGAAAGAGAGAGGCAAAUUUUAGAAACGAUUUACAUCACAUCAGAUCAAGUACCAUUUUCACCUGCGGAGCCUGAUGAAAUCGUAAAACCCGAUCGCAUCAAGUCUCGUGAAAUUCCUUUGUACGAGGAACCAAACGAAGAUGACAGUUAUGAUCGUUCAUUUAAUGAUGUUAUCGAUAAUGAUUUAGAUAAUCUCCCUAUUUCCGAAGAAUUAUUAAGAACAUUGCAACACGUGUAUACCCAAUGGCAAAGUAUGCAGUUGGGUAAUCAACAAAAUCAAAAUAAUAUGACAUUUUCUUCUAGUACGGUAGGAAUGGAGAGUCAGAAUAUUGUGCACAAUUUACUUGGGGGAAGAAUACCUAUGCCUACACAACUUCUUCCUUCUCAACAACCGCCCAUCCAACAACCUAUACCAUGGAAUUUAGAUGUAAAACAACCCAAUACGGUCUUAAGUUACCAUCAACAGCAACCACCGGUUAUUAAUCAACCAUCCACCAAUAUUGCAACGGCGGGAUUACCACCUCAACAAUCUUUUCCUCAACA
Acaulospora morrowiae is the source of this 736-nucleotide messenger RNA. The record is from the annotation of a GenBank genome assembly. NCBI's taxonomy places the organism in Eukaryota, Fungi, Glomeromycota, Glomeromycetes, Diversisporales, Acaulosporaceae.